UUGAGGGAUGCUGUUGUCAGUUCACGUUGUGACCCCGUUGUACCCAUGUUCCCAAUAACGAUCCUAGGACUUUCUGACGAGUUGCUUUUAGCUGUUCUUUCUUUUCUUAGUGUAAAGGAUAUCUUGUCUGUAGCUGAUGUAAAUAAGAGACUUCAUGAUGUCGCCUCGGACUUGUCUUUAUCCAGAAAGGGGGUGAAUUUUAGUAGAUGUUAUGAGGUGACUAAUGAUGAUGUCAAGUCCUUUUUCCAGCUCCAGUCACCUAAAGCUGUGCGAGUGUUGAAUUUUAACCAGUGUUAUUGGUUCAAAUCAAAAUUCAUACAAAAUGUCUUAAGAAAAUGCAAUAAUGUGACUGAAAUUGAUCUGCGUGGUUGUCAGGUGACAGCUGUUUUACUCUCUGACAUUCUAGAGAAAACAAAGAAAUUACAAACUCUUGGAUGGAGCACUGAGGGCAACUUCAAUGAAUCUAAACCUUGUGCUGAAACUUUGAAAAAAUUGAGAAAGUUAUGGUUGAGUGUUCAUUACUGCUGCCGUUCAUUACUUGGUCUAUGCCUUAAUUUAGAACUACUACAUUUAGACAGUACUUCAGAAACAAAGUGUGAAUGUCGUCAAUCACAGAGGGUACAUCAUUAUCCAAAUCUCAAAGAGCUUAUUAUGUUCACUAGAAAUGUUCCUUGUUUGCCAUUGCUAUCAUCAAAACAGUUAACUCAAAUGAGAAGAAUAGCUGUACCAGAUGAUAUUUAUGGACAUUAUUUUCAAUAUAAAUCACAAUCAUUACAAACUUUAGAUGUUGAUGUGAUGAGGUCGGUUAGUAACAUCAGAAUGGGAACUCCAGCGUUGCGCAUAUUCAAAGAAUUGAAAUGGGUAAGACUUGCCUGUGGAUUUGAUGUUAAAUUACUCUCAAAUUUGGUGUCCAUAAUUGAAAUGAAUUGUGACUUACAAGGGCUUAGUCUUGUGAUUGAUAGAAGAAAGCCAUCAUUCAAUUUUCUGACAUUGGAACAUAAUGGUGGCGUUUUACUUGCAUCACUUAUUGAGAAAUGUCAUAAUCUUGAAUAUCUCAAUAUCACAUGUCAUUGUCAUCUCCGUCGUGAUCAACAAAUUAUUAUCCAAGAAGUUGCAGAUAACAUCGCAAACAAUGAAAAAGUGACUGCUUUGUCACUUCCAGUCUGUUUGCUAGGAAGUGUGCAUUCAGAAGAAAAGUCUCUCAAUAAACCUCGGUUUACAUUUAAUGGAGUGAUAAGAUCAACACGAGUAGGAAUGUCAACUAGUUGUGAAGCUGAACCAAAUAAAUUGUUAUCAAAUAUAUUGAAAUGUUGUGCAGACCUGAAGGAGUUCAGUUUGAUUUCUCCAAGCUUUGUAUCAGAGUUGAAUGGCCAAAGACCAGUUUUAUG
Messenger RNA from Saccoglossus kowalevskii, 1388 nucleotides. RefSeq names its product F-box/LRR-repeat protein 18-like. Gene Ontology annotation, molecular function: protein binding. Gene Ontology annotation, biological process: SCF-dependent proteasomal ubiquitin-dependent protein catabolic process. The record is from RefSeq and is a predicted model, not a curated record. Lineage: Eukaryota; Metazoa; Hemichordata; Enteropneusta; Harrimaniidae.